AUGUCUUCCAAAAGCCUCGGUCCCACCGCCAAUUUGAUUCGCAACUCGCGCCUCAUGGCCAUGCCACAGCCCUUAGCCCAUACCCUCUCCGACUCCCAGCUCUUUCGUGCUCCUUACCCGACUCAUCAAGCUAUUACCACCCCGGAGUCCUCUCGUGCUAGAGGAGAUUGGGGCCUAAAGCGCUCCAUGCCACGAAAAGUCGAAAGCACGUAUAUCAAAUACAACGACAUCGACACUAUCGAGCACAUGACAAAGAUUGAAUCCGCCCAUGACACUGUUAUGACCUUGAAAAAAUGGCAGGAAAUGGAUAUACCCUUACAGCUUCGGGACCAACGUGCUAGGAGCUUCACUUCCGCCUUUUACUUUGAAAAUACUCCCCCUCCAGAGAGUCAACCCGAUAGUAUCCAGCCAAUCUGGGGUUAUAGGAAAAAAUUCGUCCAACAUAUGACACCAGGACAACUAAAGAACUUCGCAAUCAAGAAACUAGUCCCUCGCAGAAAAGAGUUCGAGGCAUUUGCGGAUCUGUGGUUCAGUCCCCCCGCCCCAGCAACGAAUCCAUCGGAGCCGUCUUCCUCACAUCUUAAAACCGAGACCGGCGCCGAAUCAUCACCAUCAACAUCACCAUCAACAUCACCAUCAACAUCACCAUCAACAUCAACACCAGCAGCAGUAACAACAGUCCCCGGGAUUUCAGACCCUUUUGUGCUGCCAAACUUCACCGUUGACUCCCUUAGUCCUGCUUUAAAAACCGCUAGAUUUGAUUCCACAAAGGCCUAUAAUGCUGUCCGCGAAUUUCUCCAAAUACCCCUUCGGGAAGUACCCAUGACGAUACACCCUUCCGCAGGCAUGCACUACACCCUUGACACUUCAUACUUGGAGAAUCAUCCAGAAUAUGGCCCGAAUCGCAACAAAGAAGUCCGAGCUCGACUCAUCCACAAAUUAGAUAGCAGAACCAUCGAUACUUAUCGAAAGCGAACAUUUUACGUCAUUGGAGGCAUCGUUCAAUACGCCCAACACGAAAGCUCGCCCUCGAACGAGCAGACAUCAUACUCUAUUUCCCAGCUAAUCAGGGUUACCCCCCUUGCUGCUGAGCUCGACCACCAAGGUAGAAUCAGUAUCGAAUUAAACCGAUUCGUCCCCAUUCAACUCUACCAAGAACUUAUAGGAAAGAGCGCCGAGAAAUUUAAAUUCGGUGAGAAUAAAGACGAAUUCGACUCCUAUAAGAACGCCUCUAGUUCCCCGAAUACCCCGCUAAAGGACGGGCGGGGCAAGUCCGUUGACCAGCCAGGAGAGAUGGACCAGAGGCUAGUCUCCUUGCUCGAUUUUCUGAAGGAUAAUAGCAAAUCUAGUCCUUAA
Molecule: messenger RNA, 1356 nt
Organism: Orbilia oligospora ATCC 24927
Lineage: Eukaryota; Fungi; Ascomycota; Orbiliomycetes; Orbiliales; Orbiliaceae
Exons: 1
Coding region: 1-1356 (451 amino acids)
Biological process (GO): mitochondrial translational initiation
Cellular component (GO): mitochondrial small ribosomal subunit
Molecular function (GO): structural constituent of ribosome
Source: RefSeq, a predicted model, not a curated record